Messenger RNA from Cyphellophora attinorum, 3222 nucleotides. RefSeq lists its product as uncharacterized. The record is from RefSeq and is a predicted model, not a curated record. The transcript has a single exon. NCBI's taxonomy places the organism in Eukaryota, Fungi, Ascomycota, Eurotiomycetes, Chaetothyriales, Cyphellophoraceae. Bases 1 to 3222 code for a protein of 1073 amino acids.
AUGCUUGCACACGAUGAUGAGGUACUUAAGCGACCAAUCCCUCCUCCAUUCUCACGCGAGGGCGUACUUCGACAAUUUCGCGAUUUUAACCCCACCACCAUCGACAAUGCCGACUAUGGCGAAGUCAUCCUCGUUGCUUCCUGCAAGCGACCCCUGGACGGAGUCAUAGUCGAAGAUGCUGCCAGGGAGGCCUCUGUUGGCGCAUCUGCUAUGAAGAAACGGCGCCUAGUACUGUCCCUUCAUGCUCACAGGACGGCCAAUGAUACAGCACAUCGGGCCACCAGGGCGGGCUCUGCGCAAAAUUACGUCAAGCACACUGUCACCUCGACCGCGUUCGAAUGCACGACUCUGGACGAGGAAGAAUGUACCGCAUCGACCAGGGAUCCCGAUUCGCCUGAGCAGCUGGAAGGUGACCUCGAUGACGACGUUGCUGCGCAGGAGCUAGCUCGAAUUCACAGUCUUGUUACCAAAGAGCUGAGUGGUUCACCUGAAAUGGAGGCAGAGAACGAAUGGAUCUCGAUGUCUGGCCGCAGGGUCGUGGACAGAUCUGCAGCCGACGAACGUUACCAGACUGAAAAGGAGAAUCAGUACGCUCUUCGAAGUAGGCAACUACGAGAAGAACGUCUGAGACAAUCUUGUGAGGUUGAGGAUCCCAUUGUGGGCGAAACAGUUGCUAAUGAUGCUUCAGAGAGCAUCGAAGCACCUGCACAGUCAUUUUCUGAAGCCAUUCUAUCCUCGAUCAGUGAGCCACAGACCGACUCUGUGCCCAAUGACUGGUGUGCCGACCCAGAGUCCUCCGGAGAGCAAACGGAUUCGGAAACCCCUGGAGACGAGAAUUUUGACUGGUAUGAGUGUCCUCCUAAAGCCGGCACUGCGCGCAAUCGACCUAGAGCACUCCCCAACCCUGCUUCACGGCAAGCUGCCGAACGUUAUCGGACACAAGGCCGACACCUUGAGACCGGUGCAUUCGAUCACGGACUUCAGAGACGCCAAGCGGUCAACGAAGAUUCCCUCCUCGCAGCAAAGUCAGGACGCACCAUGCCGGUCAGUCAGGGCGGACCCCAGUCGGUUCUUGGACACGUGCCUGUGCAAUUCUCCAGACCUAGCGAUUCGAGGCUCGAGAACGACUCGGGACAGACACUUAGUCCUGCGGCUCAAGCAUUAGCUGCUAAAUGGAGGAAGCAGACCGCAGAGGCCUCCCUGAGUGUUCCGGUGGGCGAAAUAGCAUCAGACGUCGAUCGGUCUGAUGACACGGCCAUGAAAAACGAGCGGGCGCGCCUCAAGUCUCUUGGUACUGUUGUCAACAACCUGAACCUGGCCUAUAUCCAUUUGAGUCUCAUCCGGCUUUCGGGCAAACUUUUUGCCGAGCGCGAGCAGGAAAUACAUAGAAAUCUGCUCAGGGAAGGCAUCAAGUUGAUGAAAAUGGGCGUGCCGCAUAAUGUGGUUCAUGGCGAGAUAAGUCGCCUCAAAGAUCAGUCCAGGCGGACUCUGCCGGGCGAAAUGCUGACUUACAAAAUGAGCACAAUCGACAAGGUUUACGAAGAUGUCAAAGCUCAUUAUCACGAGCUUUGUGGUGCUGAACAUGCGGAAAAAAUUCAGACAGCGCUCAGAAAGAUUCCCGAGUCUAUGGCUACGAUUGACGAAUGGCUUGAGGCUCUCUAUAGGAGGGGCGUGGAAGAAAGGGCUCGAAAUCGUGCCAGAAAACGCGUUGGUGGUGAUCAGCCGCGUGUUCGCUUUGCUUCUGCCGAUGAGGUAUACAGGAGCGAUGAUAUUGCACGCAAUGUCAGGACCCAGCAGCCUAAAGCCAAGAAGCUCUCGAAAAUUCAACGCAUCCGAGGUCGGCUUGCAUUGUUUGAGGAAGCAGAGAAGGAGCGCGAGGCGGAAAAGCAGUCGCGGGAGCAGAGGCCGCUUAGUUCAACAGUUCAAGAUCAGGAAUCUUCAGAAGAGAGCGAAGAGGAUGCGGACGGCGAGGGCUACUAUGGUGCAGCUCAGCGACCUUCUUCAGGUUUCGGCAGUCAAUUGCCGCCAGCAUUCGCUCAAUCCGAGAGUUUGGAGAUCGAACAAGAGCAAGAAUCGCCAGAAGCGCCAGAUCUUACAGAAGCUGAAGUCUCGGUAGGGCCCCAGCCAGCCAGUGUUCAAAGCUUCGACGAGCGCCUUGCAUACCAAAACAAACUCAACGCACUCGACCACCAAAGCCGGGGUUGUCGGCUCCGAGAAGACCUGGACGACCUUGAUUCUUCCGCCUCCGUAAGCGACGAGACAGAGUCAUCCGACGAAGACGACCGUCAAGCAUAUAGGUAUUCAGUCCGAGCCAACUUCCGGGGCAUAGCCGGCUACGAGGAUGACUGGGAUUAUUCGUUUGGAUCUUUCUUCCAACGCAAGAAGGCAGAAGCGCGGAUGUGGCACAUAGUCACGGAGAUCCGAAAGCAACAACACGAAGAGUACGGACACACCUGCGACAUUGUCACCCAGAUCCGCAACGAUAUGGUUGUCAGCAUAGCCCUUGAGAUGCCUGACGGGAACACAACCAUAGUCCGCAUGAGUCAGACAAUUGUUGAUCUCACCAAGCGUCAAGCAAAGCAGGCCCGCAACAUGAUCCCACAGCAUGUCGGCCAUCAGUGGAUCGUUCAUUGGCAGAAGGACAUUAUAACCACCACUACUACGACCGUCACGAGGCUCGCACAGCCAUCAUGCGAUUUGACGAAAGACGUAGCCGACAUGCGGGACAACGACAGCCUUUUCGGUGGGACACCUCCGCCACAAAGCGCCGGAACUUCUUUCAGCUCAUCCGUCUCUACACAAGCGGCUACAGAGACCGUCAUCGACAUCAACACUGACGUCGAGCACAAGACAUACUGCCCCAAACCGGAGGAACAAGACUUCUAUACCAAUUCGUACCACGCCAACGUGAGGGCGAAAGAGAUCUACAUUGACUGGUACGCCUCUUUCUGUCCCGAGCACGAGCGUCCUUCCGACAGAUACCUAGAGUACAGCGGUAUGCUAGGGCAGGAAGAGGCUGCUAGGCGGGCAGAACUGGAAGGCGUGGCCGAUCUACCUGGUGCAGUCGUUGGUCCUUGGGAAGCGGAAUUCGAGCGUCCCGAGGAGGAGACAGUUGAGGAAGGACAGGAAGUUGGGGUGGUCAAGAUGGUGAAGAAGGUCAAGGUGAAGGAACACAUGGUUGUGAGGGUGGUUCAAAACUCGGUCAAGGGACCGCGGAACUAG